AUGUCGACUCCGGGGAACUAUCAGGCCAUCAGCGACGCCGAGCGCGGCGUGAACCCGCCGGUGCCGUGGGCCGACGGCUGUCUCGACUUCUUUUCGGACUGCGAAGUGUGUUUGUGGGGUUGCUGCCCGCUCGGCUGCUAUCAAUCGCUGUUCGCGUGGAACGCGACGGACGCCGGGACGGAGGAUUUCCACCCCGCGCUGCUCAGGGUGUGCGGGCUGACCGUCGUGGUGCCCAACCUCCUGGGUUUCGUCGCCUCCACCGCGCCCUCCUUGGGCCCCGCGGUCCAGCCCCUCUCCACCGCGAACCAGCUCUUAUUCGCGUGGUACGGCAUGACGCACAGGCAGAAGAUGCGAAGGCGGCACAACAUCAAAGGAACCGACUGCGGCCUGUGCUCGUGCUUCUCGUGCCUGUGCGAGGGUGACGACGAGAAGAUCGAAGACUUCUGCCUCUACCUCUGCUGCGCGCCGUGCGCGACGUGCCAGGAGACGAGGCACCUGAGGCGGUGGGGGAUCACCACGCGAUGGAGGCCGAAGUACCCUUACGACGCCAACGGGCGCGUCGCCGGGAUUGGGGGCGGGUCGUACCAGGCGCCGCCGGGGCAGGCGAUGGACGUCCCCGUCGCCCCGGUCGCGCCGGGAAAGUGAGGAGGAGGCGGGAGAGCCGAAGGGGCGAGUACGAUUCGUUUGUCCCUUCAUCGUUCGCUGCGCUGUAUUGUACUAUCAUAUCACAACCUGUAUCUUC
Molecule: messenger RNA, 742 nt
Organism: Micromonas commoda
Lineage: Eukaryota; Viridiplantae; Chlorophyta; Mamiellophyceae; Mamiellales; Mamiellaceae
Exons: 1
Coding region: 1-645 (214 amino acids)
Source: RefSeq, a predicted model, not a curated record